Ceutorhynchus assimilis (cabbage seed weevil) is the source of this 13695-nucleotide messenger RNA. The record is from the annotation of a GenBank genome assembly. Lineage: Eukaryota; Metazoa; Arthropoda; Insecta; Coleoptera; Curculionidae.
CUCCGUUGCAUCGUAUGAAAUACGGUCGCACGAGACCGAACUCAGACUCCCGUCAACAAAAACUCCGACAAUUUUUAAAAACAACCGUUUAUUGGUCCUAUAAUCGCGUGGUAAAAAAAAAUGUUUGGGAAUUGAUUGAACUUUUUCGAUUUGUGCUUGUUUUGAAAUUUUGAAGUUUAAAGGACCAUGAACCUGAUGGUUCUGUGCUACUAUUGAGAAGUGUGAUGGGCAUUUAAAUCGCCCAAUUAUGAAGAGUAGAGCGGCCGAGUCCUUCAUCGCUGUUUGGAUAAUAUUUUGUUUUGUUUUUGGAUCGACAGUUUCAGUGAACGUCCAUUUCGAAAAUAAAGAUGGCGGCUUUUUUCUUAAACAACAAUCCAGACAGCACUAUUCUGGAUCGUCGACUAACUCAUUGGCAAUACCCGAUGCGUUAGUGCCGCUACCCAGUGGCCCUGGAGCCGCUUCUUCGGGCACCCCUUUAUCCAUUGACCGAUUUACAGUACUGCAAAGUAGCCAACCGAUAAGUGUUAGAGCUACUUAUGGACCAUUUAGUACCAAACAGACUGUACCGGCGCGGUAUAUUGUUCCUGAUCCGAUGCCACUGAAUACAACUGGCCCAGCAAUUGAUCUUCAAGAUCAAGCGACUCACCACCUAGAUAUGUCAGCUCAUAUAGUGCGAAAUGAGGUGCCAAGAGAUUCUCCAGUCCUCAGAGUACUGUUUCAUACUGGCACGGAUCCAGGAGGCCGUAGGCAAAUAUUAUUGGCCAGACAUCAUCAGAGGGUUUGUAUAGUCCUGCACGCAAGUAUGGGCCAAAGAUCUCCUCUUCAUGCGGCUUGCAGUCCUGAUGGCGAAGAUGGUGUGUGUUUGGCUCAAGUUACUAUACCUUCUUCAUGGUGGCCUCCAUUGCCGUCUCCAGAGAAAGAUGGUAGGCCUGGAAAGCUUGUCAAAAGUCCACCAAGAUUAGUACAGGUUGCCUAUUCAGUCCUUGAACCUUGGCCAGACGAAGGCGAAGGUUGCCAUCCAAAAAUGCAAGUGCAACCCUCAGUUAUUCUUGGAAGUGUGCCAUUGACUCCUGCGAAAGGUGCUUACAAGGAAAUGAAAUUAACUGAUGCCAUCACAAUGUUGGUACCACAUCCACCAUUAUUUCCAAUGUCCAGGAUGCAUAUUUCAGUGUUUAUUGAUCGCCUGAGAGCCAAAUCAUUAACUGCGAUUGUUAUUCGCGCUAGAGUAAAAAGUGGAAUUCGAUUACUAGAAGCAACGCCAUCUGGAGCAUCUCCAUGGAAUAUCACUGUGGAUAUUAACACUAGACAUACCGGAGCUACGGUGACGUUGGUGCGAAAAGAGCCACCAGAAGCAGAGAUUGUCACUACAGAUGGAGAACUUAUGGAACUUUUUAAUUGGUUACUUGAAGUAACAGAAGACGCAGCAGAAAUAUACGAUGGCGCUAGAAUAGUUUGGACAGCAAGAUUUGAGCCUCAUCAAGAAGAAACAGACUUGGAAAUACAUAGAGAAGGCAGAAAAUCAACAACUAGAUUUGAGAUUCAGAAAGACGACAUCCAGGCUGUUGUACCUAUAAGCAAGAAUUGGGAAGUACUGAAUACAGCAGUUCUGACAGGCCAGCAAGUAUCUCAAGCGAUGAAAGUUUUCAUAGUUUCUCAAGCAGGUAAAGCUGCCGACGUCACCUUUCAAGCAUCCUGCCACUCUGAGGACGAUAACGUUUUAAAGGUAUCUUCUUCUUGCGGAUCAGUAUACGUCGAUGGUAGCGAACAAAGAGGUUCCGUAAAUGGUUCGGUAUUAGUUAAAUACGGUACUUAUACAGGACUAGCAAAAUUUACUGUAUGGAUGCCAGAAUUUCCUUUGGAAUUAGCUGUGGCAGACACUAGAUUAUCGCAACUUAAAUCCUGGAGAGUUCCAGAUUAUCACCCUGUAACGACCAAAACCAAGCGCAGACGUAAACGUUCUUUUACUCCUUGGAACAACAGUGGAGAUGAUAUGGGCAACGUUAUAGAUAAACCAAUCUGCAGACUACGUUAUCAGCAAACGUCUGUAGACGUUUACUCACAUUUUAUGGCUACAGAUCAUGAAUCUGGUAGAGUUAGUUACCUAAUCAACCGAAGAACUUGGUUGAGAGUCACAGAUUUGGUUUUGCCAUGGUUGAGAGUCAGCGAUCCUAGAAUUGCUAGUUUACAUGGCAGAGUUCUUCAAGGGAGGAGCAUGGGAAGGACAGAAGUUCAGGUUCUUUCACCCAUAACAAGCAGAGUUUAUGGGUCAAAAGAAAUAAGAGUUGGUAACGAUAAAGUGGGAUUAACUAAGAUGUCGGUACAAGUUGUAUCAGGAUUACAGCUCAAUAUUUCCCCUGAUAGUUCUAUUGAAAAUGGUUACGUAGCUGAAACAAGUGUUACUAGGAAGCUUACUGCGCAGUAUCAGGAAGGUUUAUUGGAUAUCGAAAUGGAAUUUUCUGAUGGCACCAAAACAGCCCUAAGAGAUAUUUCUGAUACAGAUUAUCAUUUAGUGGUAGAAAGUUUAGAUCCAGCAGUGGUUGCUUUUGCGCCUAUGGUAGCGUCUCAUCACCCUAGAGUCAUUGCAGUUGGCGAGGGUAGUGGUGAUUUACUUCAGGUCACACUUCUUUUAUCAGAAGAAUGCAGAGUUCUUGGGAGACCAAAAAUGAAAACUGCUGGACCAUUGGCAACAGCCGCGGCGCAUAUUUCGGUGGAUUUCAGCAGUAGCGAUUUAGCACAUCGUCCAGACAUUUUGCAAAACGAUGGAGGAAGCUAUGGGGGUCCCAAAAGCCGAGAUUUUGAUAGUUUACAGGAUAUUUUAAAAGAUGAAAAAUCCCAUGAACCAAACGUGCAAGCGAGACAGUACCAAGGAAAUAAAGGCAUCCUUAACAACAGGCGGCAAAACGCUCACUUGACUCCAUUAGAAAUCAGCAUGUAUGUUCUAUUAGCGGCAUUUUGCUGUGCUAUAGUGGUAUUUGUAGUAUCUUGCGUCGUAUAUGCCUCAAAAUUCAAGCCCAUUGAAGCUGGUGGGGUUACUUCAGGCCUCCAUGCAUCACCUGUAAAUCCUAGCAAUUUGGUGAUUCAUCGAGAACCCAGAAAACCGAGAGAAUCGACUCAAAAUGCUCAUGACUGGGUAUGGUUAGGCAGGGCUACCAUGGAUCCUGUAUCCAAUAGAAACUCAACAGUUGUGACAAACAAUAGUGGUCAAGAUAUGCGCAUAAUAACCAAUCCUUUAAAUAUGAAUUAUGUGGAUCCUGAUGAUGCUCUAGCUACAAGUUUCACCAAUCCCAAUCAUAUCGAACUUCCAAGUAGACCUCCCGUUAUUGGAAAUUCGACGACAAACUCCAUUGAUAUUAGUUCCAAUAAUAGAUCUAUCGAUAGCACCACUUACUGCAGAAGUAAGAAAGAUGGAAACAACGUUGGUGGCCGGAUGAGCAAUGUGGAAGUUGAUCCUGAAAUCAUUGGAUGGAAUAAACCAACUCCCGUUGAUGCUGAAUUGAUUGGUUGGAAUAAGCCUACUCCCCCACCACCUCUGCCCCCUCAUGCCAUGCUACUAGCUAUGCCAAAGAAACUGUCUGAAGAUGAUUACCGACCACCUGUACCUCCUCAUAGAAAUUUGCCGUCAACUUCCACUGCUGACUCUCCAAAUCCUCCAGCUGUGUCCACCCCAAAGAAAUUCUAUCACCAUCAUCACCAGAGGAACGGAAGCAGAACUAGUGAGAAGCAUCUCCAACAGGCCAUGGAUACAGCCGAGGAUAAUCGUACAGAAAAAAUAAUUGAUGAAAUGGAGGGCAAGGACCAAAUGUUCGAGUUUGACGAUGAACCUGUAGUUAAGAAGGAGGUAUCUGAUAAGAUGGAAUUUGUCCAAUAUCCGAGGUCACCAAAUGCAAGAUCAAAUCGUAAUAGUGCAGAAGUAAAACGAGCCACAAUAGUUGGCAAUCCAAUGUUUAGCGCCACCGACGAUGUAGAAAACAAUACAGAACCUACUCCAGGAAUUACUCCGGCCGAGUUGCCAGGUCUAGAUGAUUUGCAAUUGGGAAUGGAUUACGAACAAAUCAUGCAUUACUUUGAAAAUUUAAAGGUGAGACAGGAAGAAUAAAGUGAAAAGAAUUAGUAAUUCCAAGAUCGCUUCUUGGAGUCUAUUCUCAUUUGAACAAACUUUAAAUAACCACCACCCUGAACUGUAUUUUUUCUUGUAGGAAUCGAACGCUUGAGUAGAAGAGAUCAUUGCAAAGAUCCGUGACAUUUUGUUGUCAUUUAGCGAACAAUACAGAGCGAGCGCCCUCAACGGCGCCAAUCUAAACAGUCCCGAUAUGAUACCCCACUUCAAUCAGAGCUUUGACUUCUUUUUCGAUCAUGUGAGCGAGUCGUAUGCUUAGGGACUGGUCAAUUAAAUAUCCACUAACUGGCAAUGGUAGUUUGUACAUACCUACAUCAAAUUUCAACUUGUAUACCCAAUAAGGAAUCUGUAUUUUAAUUGCAGCAAUAAUCAAGACUGAAUCAGAAUAGGUAUAUAAAAUUUUGUUUGGACUAGAGGAAUGGAAAGUUUUCAGCGUAAUGGAAAGUUUUCAGCGUAAUGGAAAGUUGGGAAUAUUGUGCAAGAUUUCGUACCGCGGUACACUCUUGCUUUAACUUUUUCAUUUAGUAUUAUUAUUAUUAAUAAGUAUUAGAUCCUGCUACAUUUUUGCAAUUUUUAGGGUAUAACUGUAAUACAUAUUUGUGUCUCCAUUUGUGCUAUAUACAGUGUGUCCACUUAAGUUCGCAGCAUAUGGGAAACUUUUUUAUUAUCAAUUUUGCGGAAAAAAGUUAUUCCUUAUAAAAGUUUCUGCUCUUUGAAAAAAUAAUAUUAAACUACUUAAACUUGAAAUAGCAUGUACAGGGUGGUCAAAAAAAUAGAAAAAUAUACAGGAUAUUUCCUAAGUACGGUUCGUAUCUUCAGGAUGUGAUUCCUUACAAUAUUUUAAGAAAAAAAGUUCCCAUAAACAUGUGUCCGGAAAUGCGUAGUUUCUGAGAUACAGGGUGUCGAAGUUUUAGUAAAAACCGUUUUUUAGCUCAAAAAUCCCUUUACCAAAUUUUUUUUUCAGAUUUGACAGGUUUGUUUUUGAUAACGAAAGGUAUCUUUUGACUGUAAUAUGACUUGCUUAAUCUGAAAAAAAUAUCAAAGGUUUAUUAUUUUAUUUUAUUUUUUUUUUAUUUUAUUAUUUUAUUAUUUUUCGAAAUAUACUUAGGCCCUUUAAUCAAUAAUUUGUGACCGUUUGGCGACUGCCGAAACGGUCAGCGGAUGAUUAUUUCUGACUAACUGGCGAAGCUUGUUUUGAGAGAGAUACCUAUAGUAUGAAUCCUCUUGAUUGAAAUUAAUCUAGAAAAUAAAACAAAAACUAAUAUUUUGUAGACCAGAAAGAACCUUUUGACUUCCGCGAGUGCACACACGGCUAGAGCAAUCAUCAGAGUUGGCCCAGCCAGGCGCUUGUUGAGGAUAGUGGUAGUAGUUAUGUUCGUGCUUGAGCAAGAAUGCCUAGCAGCUAUUUAGUUUACAAUUCUAGUGACACACUUAAAAAUUAUUUCUUUCCCCACUUUUUAUCAAUUUUUAUUUUAUAUGGAUGGCUAUGAUAUGUACCUGCCUAUACAUAUUGUGAAAUUGGGAGUUUUGUAGCUAAAAACUAUUCAUUCCUUGAUCCAUUUUAGAUUACUUAUAUAUAAAUAUAUGGUAUCCGGAAAUUACAGGCAAAAAACUAGGUAGCUGAUUCGACUAGAAAAGUGAAUACCAUAAGUUCCUAAUACCAAAAAAUUGCUUACGAUACAGUAUAGCCUUUAUACUGUUUAUUUAAAUCAAAUUUUACUAUAUUUAGCUUUUCAUCUGGUGUGCAGAUUCAACUUUCGCACACUAAUCACUUUAGACUUAUUUCAAGAUUUCGAAAGUUUUAAAAACUUCUGCUCCAGGAGUUUGGGUCCUGUGCUGAUAUCUUACUGUGUUACAUUUAGUUUUAAAUGAUCCAAAUUCUCCGAGUCUCUUAUGGAUGGUACUGAGCAUUCGCGAUUGUGGUAUCUUUCUAUCCGGAAAUUUUUGACUAUACAAAAAGUCUUGCAGCAAGUGCAAAGCCGCCAGCUGAACCAUAAUGUAUGUCAAGUAAUUAGAAUUGAAUUUUUUUUCUUAUUUAUCUUAAUUUAUACCUACCUACAUCCUAAAUCUCCACGAUUAUACAAGUACUUAACUAGAUAGAUAUUAUGUUUCAAACACAAAAAGUCUUCAACUAAAGGUCGUUUAGGUUCAGGCAUUCACUUCAUAAUUGUCACAAAAAUACUUACUACCACUACUAGUAAUGAGUUAAAGAGAAUCUGUUGUACUCCAGCAAAAACUUUAAUCGUUUAUUUAGUCGGUAACUACAGUUUUUUGUCUAUAAUUAACGGCCUGCCUUUAUGGAUAAACGUGUGAUUUUACAAAAAUAAUUUCUGUGCAGAAACCAGGGUAUACUAGCUGAUAUAAUAUAGGUAAAAUUGCCAUUUUUGUCCAAGGAUUUUUGCAGUGAUCUACUAACCAUUUAUAAACUGAUAUAAAACAGUCUAGUCAAAAAUUAACUGAGCUUUAUUAACAAUGAGUAAUAAUAAUAAUCGUUGCACUAUAAGAGCUACGUAACUAAAGUAUACUUAGAGCCAUAUAUUAAUAAUAUAUUAGGUAGAUUGGACGUCGAUAGCUUAGUUUGUCUACAAUAAAAAUUUAGUUUGAUUUUGUGGUAAAUGCAUAACAAAUGUUGUAAUCAUUUUGAGCUAAUUAGAUCUAGAGCCUAUUUGGAAGCACAUAGGUAUUUUCUAAUAAGGCAUAUUUCACUGAAAUUCGCCAAAAAUGGCUGCUUUGACGUAACAUUGUAGUUUAUUUAGAAUGCAAAUCUGUCAGGUGACUGGUCGAUUACCCAUCCCUUAUGCUAAACCGUCUGUGUUGUUGAUGUAUUUGAAAGCUCCAUACAGAAUAUAGGAGCUAUGUAAUGCUACUUUAAAAUCUACAUUUUUAUUAUGCAUUUAUCCGUCUUUAAUUAAAAUGAACAGUUUCUAAUAACUCUUCUGAUGUUUUUCUCAAUUCAUGAUGCUCAUUAUUUAAGAUAACCAUUUGUAGGUUUUCACAAAAAUCAAUAAAACGUGUAGCAAUAAGGAUUAGCAAUCUCUGGAGACCAUUUGUGAGGCCAAAUAGUUGGAACACAAGACAUGAUAAGAACUUAAACGUGGAACUAUUAUUUAAUGGAAAAUAUAAGUACCUAAUAAAGUUAUAAAGUUCAGAUGGACUUGAUGUUUGCCUCAGUUCUUCUUAUGCCAAAUGAGAAUCUGUCGCCUUUUGUGAAAACAUACAGAUUGUAAAAAUGUAUUUCCUUUUUAUGUAUGUAAAUGUUUGUAAAUUUACCACGUGUAUAGACUAUCUGUAUUUGCUUGACUGAUAUUGAAUUAAUUUUUUGUUUUUAAAGUUUGUGUGAAUAUAAAUUUUACGAAGCUUGUUCCAACGCACCAAUUUAUGUUGGAUUGAAACAAUCUUUUUUUUUUAAUAGUAAAAUAGGAAGCUUAUUCAUAUAUAGGUAGAGUUCGUUUUUAUUUUGAAAAUUUAUUUAUAAUAAAUUUAAUGUUUAAGAUAACCUUUGUAUAUACACCCACACAAAUAUAGACUGCUUAACUAUUAUAAAAUACUACCUAAAAAAAAUUUAAACACAUUUCUUUGUGUGCUUUAAUGGAAAAAAUAAUAAGGUCAUCCUGUCUAGUCUCCAGUUUAGCUUAAAAAAUAACCAAUGUGUUUUUCAAAAUAAUACAUAAAUGUUUUAGAGCUCUAAGAGCUGAUAGGUAAUUAAUAAUAAAUAUUUCUUCUAUUCAUGCUCCAAGUUUUUACGGGUCCUACCUAAAGUAUUGUAUUGUACAAUUUUUAUUUAUUGAUUUACCUAUCUAUUUUUUUCUUCCGUCAGUAAGUAUUCAAUUAAAUUGUCUAAAAAAAUAUUAAUAUUUCUAUUAUUCUGCAAAUAAAAUAUUAUGUAACUUAGUAUUUUGUAUAUAAAACUGUUAUUUGUUAAUAUAAAAAUAUUUAGAAAAACUCAGAUAUAUGAUGCUUAAAUUUCAGGGUGCUAUAACUACUUAUGGAUUCCAGAGUAACAUUAUUCAAUAAAAAUAAUUUUACUCGUGCUUGUUACAAACUUCUCCAGUGGCUACAAACGGUGUUUUAGACAAUUUCGAUAAUGCAUGUAUUCAGUGUACUCACAUUCGUUUUUCUGUGUACCUAGUUGUAUAAGUAACUCGUAUUUACCUACUUUUUUUUAAUAUCUAUUGCAUGUGGUAAGGGGACAUAUCAAAAAUCGAAAAGAAACAAAAAAUUACAAAAAGGUAUUGAACUUGAACAGGAAAUCUGAUAGAAGAAGAAUAUUUUCUUAAUUUAGAUAAUUGAGUUUUUUAAUUAUUGCAUCAAUUAUAUUAUGAACCCUUUAAGUAAUAAGUCGGUGUAACACUGAGUAAACUGAUAUAAAUGUACAAGUACAAUAUUGUAAGUUACCACACGAAAUCAGUAAAAUAAAGUAAUAUUUGUAACUGGAGUUAUUGUUUUAUUUCCAUGCCCAAAUUUUGACUUUCCACUGGAUCUAAAAUUGACCAACAUAUAGGUAUCUUCUUUGUUUCGCCAUUUCUUACCUUAGUUGAACAUUAAAAUUUUCUAUUGAGAUUAUUGAUUUUUUUUUAAAUUAUUUAUUCUAUCGCCAAUGGUAAACUAUCAUUUGUUUGACUCAAAACUCAUUGUCAAAGUAACUCUCUAUUUGAAAUAGUGAAAUCGGACAAUUUUUACCCACUCAUGUAGGUACUCAUGUCAAUUUUACCCACUCAUGUCAAUUUUACCCACUCAUUCAUCAAUUUUACCAACUGAUUCGUUAAAUUUUACCCACUCAAUACUUGAUGGUCAUUUAUUUCAAAACAAAAGCAUCAUGAACGUUUUUUUGUUAAAUAUUUCCGCUCAAGAAUAAAAUAGAAUAUUACCGUUCAUUACUAUCAUUGCCAUAAAUACAUUUCACUUUCCUUCCUCAUUUAUGCUGCUUUUUUAGCUUUGUUUAUUUUAUAUCAUAGAAGUAUAUACAGGGUGUCACGAAAGGUUUGUUACAAACUUCUAGGGAUGGUAGAUCUCGUAAAAAUAAAACUUUUUUCUUGAUAAACAUGUGUCCGGAAAUGCUUCGUUUUCCAGAUAUACAGGGUGGCCCAAACUUGAGCCUCAUCAUUGGGAUCUCGGUAACCGUAAGAGAUACGGGGUCGGUUAAAUUAUGGCAAAGUUGCGCAAUUUUAUGCCCAAUAGAAUACCGUUUUGAAACUAGAAAGAUUCCGAAUACUUCCGGAGAUAUUCGGAAAAAACCAAAAUUUUGAAAAAUCGUUUUUUUUUUCCCGGGCUUAUUUGAAAAGCAAUUUUAAAAUAAAUGUCACUUCAUCAUUGUCACUUCUUCCCCUUUAGAAGAUGGUGGUACUAAAUUUGAAAUUCGACGUUUCGUCUUCAGGCGGCCAUCCUUAACUUACGUUUUUUAAAUACGAACCUAGAUUUUUUAUUUGCGAUUUUGUCAUCUUUGGGCAUCCUAAAACCGAUACUGUUUAUAAUUUAUCAAUAACACGGUAAAAAAGCAGGUCCGUAUUUGAAAAACGUCGGAUUUCAAAUUUUAUACUGCCAUCUUGAAAAGAAGAGAAAGUGACAAUGGGAAUGUGAAAUUACUUUUUCAAAAUCUUUUUAAAUGAAAUCAGGAAAAAAUUUAAGAAUAACGAGAUUUUUUUUUUCCGUAUAGUUUUCAUUUUUUCCUGAUUUUAUUUAAAAAGAUUGUGGAAAACUAAUUUCACCUUGCCAUUGUCACUUUUUCUUCUCUACAAGAUGGCGGUAUUAAAUUUAAAAUCCAAUGUUUCGUUCCUCUGAAAUCAUCAUUAAUUUUUUUUUUAAUACGGACCUGCUUUUUUUGCUGUGUUAUUGAAAAAUUAUAAACAGUAUCGGUUUUAGGAUGCGCAAAAAUGACAAAAUCGCAAAUAAAAAAUCCAGGUCCGUAUUUAAAAAAAGGAAGUUGAGGAUGGCCGCCUGAAGACGAAACGUCGAAUUUUAAAUUUAGUAGCACCAUCUUCUAAAGGAGAAAAAGUGACAAUGAUGAAGUGACAUUUAUUUUAAAAUUUAUUUUCAAAUAAGCCCGGGAAAAAAUAAAAACGAUUUUACAAAAUUUUGGUUUUUUCCGAAUAUCUCCGGAAUUUCUAGUUUCAAAACGGUAUUCUAUUGGUCACAAAAUUGCGCAACUUUGCCAUAAUUUAACCGACCCCGUAUCUCUUACGGUUACUGAGAUCCCAAUGAUGAGGCUCAAGUUUGGGCCACCCUGUAUAUCUGGAAAACGAAGCAUUUCCGGACACAUGUUUAUUAAGAAAAAAGUUUUAUUUUUACGAGAUCUACUAUCCCUAGAAGUUUGUAGCAAACCUUUCGUGACACCCUGUACAUAUACCUGUAUACAGGCCUGGCAAGCCAACAUCUUACAGGCCAAUUUUAAUGCAAUAUAAUAAAAUGCUUAGAAAAAGUUUUAGGUUAGAAAAAGAACGAAAACGAUUUCCCCUGUUCCCCCUCCAGCAUUGAGCGCUGGGAAUGCUGGAGGGGAAAUCGUUUUCGUUCUCUAUUUAACCUUAGACUUUUUCUAGCCAUUUCAUUCUAUAGCAUUAAAAUUGGCGUGUAAGAUGUUCACUUGCCAGACCGGUAUAGGUAGAUGUACCUUACUGUAGUUGUUUCUCUCGUUUGCAAAUAGACCCCCUCCACAAUUUUAUUUGUAGCUACCCAAGGAUAUAAACACCAUCGAUCAAUAAAACAGCUCGCCAUUUACCAUAUAACUAAUUGAUAGCACAGAUCACUUGAUAGAGUACUUGGGCGGACCAGCUACAUACUUGACAGAGUGUUCUAGAAAACUUCCUCAAAUUGUUUCUGAAAUGGGUGAGGAAGAAGGGCUGGAUAUAAAAAAAAACUCAGUAGAAGCAAGAUUUCUAUCCUUUUUCUCGAGAUUUUGUUAGGGUUAUCAUUGUCAUCACUUAACAAGAACUUAGCAGGGUGUUUAAAAAUAACUACUGCAUCAAAAGAGCACGGUUUUUAUCUUCGAGAUUUUGGAUGGAGUACCACUACUAUCGGAUCUUCAUAAAAAAAAAAACAAUCAAAGAGCGCUUUGAUUACGAAAACGUACGUCGUAUUAUUGUUUCUUCUCUUCAUUGGUCAGGAUUUUUAACAAGACAUUUUGACAUUAAAGUUCACUGACAAAAUUAAAGAAAUAUAUUGCUAAGACAUACAUUUAAAAAACCAUAGCAAUCUUUGAUUGUUUUUUUUUUGAAGAUCCGUUAUCUUUUAAUAUAGGUACUUAGUAAAUUACCAAGUGUUCUAUAAUAGAAUACUGCCACAAAUGGUUUUGAAAUCGAUGGGGGAUGAAGUGUUGAAGACAUCAAAAAACGCAUUGAAAUCAUGUCUUUUACCCCGUUUUUUGAGAUUUUGGAUGCGACAUAUUACCAUCUUCCCACAUCAGCGAAUUAAAGAGGUGUGAUCUUAAAAUACAACUUGCCUUCAGAAAAAAAUCCAAGAACUGUUGUGAAAAUCUCGCAUCGCUACUCAAAAUAAUAAGGUAGACACCUACGCCUAAAUAAAGUUUUGUCUAUUCAUCGGCCACCGCAUGACAUCAUAAACACACGCAAAAAUUACAAAACCUAUUUAAACUGAUGUAGCGAUAGGGGUGAGAACGCAAAAACAAUACGAUAAUAGGUCUUUCCACAGAAAUCACAAACCAUUCAGAGCAUUUUUGAUUGGUCCAAAUCGCCAACAACCAGUUUCCUGACUAUUUUCAACCAAUGAAAUUCGCUCUCACUGGUUUGUGAUUUCUGUGGAAACAGACCUAUGGUCGAUAAUAAUAGGUCUCUUUCUGCAGAAAUCACAAACCAGUCAGAGUCAAUUUCAUUGUUGAAACUAGUUUUCUGACUGUUUUCAACCAAUAAAAUUCGUUCUGACUGGUUUGUGUCGUUUGUGACUUCUGCAGAAACAGACUUAUUUAUAUGCAGCAAGCAUGAGCAAACGCGCACCCAGCGCCGGCCGGCGGACUCAGUUGGUAUCUAAGCUUGGUGCAUAUGAGGUCACAGUGCUGGAAUGGGAACUUUAUACCAAGGUAUGGUUGGUAGUAGCCUAGUGCGGUUUAAAUAUUUAUUCUUAGAUUUUUUUGCACUAAAAGUUUUAUUUUUGGGUCACACCCCCUUUAACAUGGAAUGCUGGAAUGGAAUACUGCCUCAAUUUUUUUAAUUUGAUAAGUAGUUCGAUAGGGGAUGAAGGGUUGAAAAUAUCAAUCAAACUGAAUGGGAACAAGGUUUUUAUCUAGGAAUUCUAGUGAAUCUACUUGACAGUGUGACGAAUCUAUCAAAAUAUUUUAAAUGGAAAUUUCACAGUAUGUACCCUAAACGCCUGUCCUGUGAAUUUUCUUUAUGAAAAAAUAUUCUGAUAAGGUUUUUAAUUCCUAUCUCUAUCCACCGAUAUAAUAAAUGUCGCAACAUUCAAUAAAUCAUCUGCCUCUUUUUCUGUUUUGCUCGGCCACGCGUUUCUGCCCCUCAUACUGGAGAAAGCAAUUAGAACCGUAUUUGAUUAUGAUACAGCAAUAUUUGUUGAGAUUUUUUUGUUUCUACUAAUAAGGAAUUGUGCUAAAAUGACAUUUGUAGAUUUCUAGUGACACUUAAUUAACCGGCAGCGGGCAAAAUUUCGACCAGGAAGACAAUGUACCUGUUGGUACCUAAGUACUUAGGAAUAUGAGUUAAGGUCAUUAAAUUUUCAUGAAAACCCAAUAAAAAUUACGUUUCUACCCUCAUCAGGCAGUAUUCUAGAACCUCCAUUAUUAAAAUCCCUGUUUAAAGAUGGUAGUAGGUAGUACACCAUCUAAAAUAUUGAGAUAAACAAUAAGAACCUUAUUUUUGAGAAGUUUUUUUGAUAUCUCCACCCCUCCAACACCUACAAAUUUCAAAACCAAUCUGAGGCAAUAUUCUGGAACACUUUAUUAAGUCCCUGCUGAAAGUAGGUAUAGUCUAUAAGGCAUAGUAUUGUCCCGUCUUUAGUCGUGAAAAAAGGAUAAAAACCUAGCUUCUACUAGGUUUUUAGAUAUCUUCAGCCCUUUAUUCCCUACCGAUUUUAAAACCAAUUUGAGGCAGCAUUCUUGAACUCCCUGUUAAAGGCUUGUAGUGUUACCUUAUCCAAAAUCUUGAGAAAAUAAUUGCAAACGGCUUGCUAGUCUUUUUGUUUUUCCAGCUCCUAUAAUAAAUAUUAAUUUGAACAUCUAAAUUCUCCCUUCCUGAUUUGAUAUUACAUGCUUCGAUUCUCCACUGUUUUGGUAUUUGCCAUUCUAGUGGUUAAUAUUUGGAAUAUAUAAACCUUAUCAUUUUGCGUCAUAAAUUAUUAUUUUCUAAAUUUAUUAAAUUACAAAAGACUAAGUACAUACACGUAAUAAAAAGUCAUAAAAUUAGCUAACUUAAAAGUAUAGAAUAGGCAGUUAGGCAGUUUUACAAAAAAAAUUGAUUGAUAUUUGAGAUUUUAGUUAUUGCAACUAUUGUAAUCAGCACACAAUAACUACAUAAUGCAAUUAAUACCGUAAUUCUCGAGGUAAUUCCUGUCUAAACAAACUGCUAUUUUUUCUUCUUCCUUUUGUCCCCCGAUACAGAAGUACUGGUAAUGUCCUUCCU